Molecule: messenger RNA, 3143 nt
Organism: Pieris rapae (cabbage white)
Lineage: Eukaryota; Metazoa; Arthropoda; Insecta; Lepidoptera; Pieridae
Product: LARGE xylosyl- and glucuronyltransferase 1
Exons: 14
Coding region: 309-2438 (709 amino acids)
Biological process (GO): protein O-linked glycosylation via mannose
Molecular function (GO): glucuronosyltransferase activity; xylosyltransferase activity
Source: RefSeq, a predicted model, not a curated record
UUACUUCACUUUGUAUUGUAACUUUUGGUACCUUCGGAGUUCCGACCGAUUUUAGGGAAAUUACUAUAAAUUCUAGUUUUUAGAACCAAUUUGAUGAUCUCACUAUAUUGUCAAUUAAAAUGAUAUAUAAAUAUUAAACCAGAGUAAAUUUUUUAAACUUGUGAAAUCGUCAAGGUAUAUAGUUACGGUUGACGCCAAGAUGACUAUAAUUUAUUGUCAGGAAGAAUGAAGAAUUGCUCCAAAGAAGCAUCAACGCAAUUCUUCUUUUUUCGCCUACAACAAAAAAUAUCUAGAAAAUGUUGUGAAAAAUGAAUUUAACAAUAAGAAAUGUUUUUUCCUGCUUAUUUCUUCGACCCUGGCUAGGAGUGCCACUUGGACUUUGGAUUGCAGUUUCAGUAAUUUAUUAUUGGUGGUUAAUUUCAAGAAUUAAUAUACUUGAAACACAAAAUGUUGUGUUUAAGAAACAACUUCAAAUUUCUCAUUCUGUUAUGCGUCAAUUGUCUGCAGAUACUGAAGUAACAUAUAGUAUUCCUCAGAUAGCUGAUGUUGCUGGAACAAUAUGUGAAACCGUGCAUGUAGCUCUUGUCUGCAUGGGUAAAUGUUCUAGGAAUAUCACUCCGAUGCUUAAGUCUCUGCUUCACCAUCGACAAAAUCCAUUACACUUUCAUAUAAUAGUUGAUAACAUGUCUGAGCAUACAAUUAGUACACUUUUUGAUAUGUGGGAUUUACCAGAUGUGAAAUAUACUUGGUACAAUGCCCAGAACCGACUAGCAGAAGUCCGUUGGAUACCAAACAGUCACUAUUCAGGAAUAUAUGCACUAGUCAAAUUGUUGUUUCCCAGUAUCUUGCCAAAUAGUCUUAGACAAGUCAUAGUUCUUGAUUCAGAUUUGACCUUUCUGUGUAAUAUAGCUGAGUUGUGGAGUAUGUUCAGGAAUAUGACUGGUGAUCAGUUUAUAGGUCUAGUAGAAAACGAAAGUAAUUGGUAUUACGAUAAAACGAAGCGGUGGCCGGCAUUAGGGCGUGGCUAUAACACGGGCGUAAUGUUGUUGAAUCUCCAUAAACUACGUACGAUCACGGAUUGGACGUUCGUAUGGCAUGAUACCAUUAAUGAGAAUCUUGCUCAGCUCCAACAGACAACGUUGGCUGAUCAGGAUGUAAUAAACGCAAUCAUAAAGAAAAAUCCAAAUUUCGUCUACAAUAUAAGUUGUCAGUACAAUGUUCAGAUGUCCAUGAAGACAUUGGCAAAGGGCUGUUACGGCGAAGAUGUUAAUAAUGUUAAGAUAAUCCAUUGGAACUCCCCAAGCAAAUAUAAUGUACGAAUUCGCGACUCGGACUAUUUCAAAAACAUUCAUUUGUCAUACGUUAAUUUUGACGGAAAUCUUUUGAGGGAGAAACUGCACAGAUGCUCUGAGAGUGAAGUUGUUACUUACAAGAUGAAUCAAUCGGAUCUAUGUCUAAGUUUUCGCGCGGCACAACGUGUCAAACUGCGCACCCACCUCUAUUACAUGGACUACAGCUACUCUAGUGUCGAUGGUUUUGACGUCACUCUUGUACUGCAAUUGUCUAUGGACAGACUGCAGUUUUUGGAACGAUUAGUUAAAUAUUGGGACGGCCCCCUCAGUGCUGCCAUCUAUUUGUCGGAUUGUGAAGUGACGAAACUGGAAAGCUUCAUCCGCGAUUGGUCUGAAACCCUAAGCUUUCGAAAGAACAUCGGAUAUCAUCUUGUUUUUAAACAUGAUUCGGUGCAUUACCCAGUGAACUAUCUACGUAAUGUGGCUCUCGAGAAUGUGAAAACGCCCUAUGUGUUUCUUAUGGACGCGGAUUUCGUCCCGAUGGCCGGCCUUUAUGCCCAUUUGAGAGCCGCUAUCAAAUUGAUUAACCCGUAUCCGCAGAAAAAGUGUUUAGUAGUCCCAGCAUUCGAGACACAGCGGUAUCGUGCGUCAGUCCCACGGUACAAAGGCGCAUUGUUGGCACGGCUUUCGUCCCGUGGGGACGUGGGACCAUUCCGGGCCAGAGAAUGGCCCAGGGGACAUCGCGCUACCAAUUACACGAGAUGGGCUAACGCUACUGCGCCCUACGAGGUGGAAUGGCAAUCUGAUUACGAACCGUAUUUAGUAGCGCAUAGAUCAGUUCCUAAAUACGAUACGAGGUUCUCUGGAUUUGGUUGGAAUAAGGUAUCUCACAGCGUAGAGCUCAAGGCUCAGGGCUACAGACUGACAGUGUUGCCAGAUGCAUUCGUUGUGCACACUCCACACGCGCCUUCACCUGACAUCACUGCCUUCAGGGCGGAUCCACAUUAUCGAAUAUGCUUAUCACUUCUUAAACAGGAGUUCCUAGAUGACUUAAGGAAGCGUUAUAAUGUCACCUUUGACAAAGCCAAAGAUUCGCCUUUCAUGGCUCAAGCUAAGAGUCUUCUUUUAAAUCAGAAAAAUGAUUAAAUACCAAAGAGCAAUGUGACCAGUAUUUACCUGUUGUAUUUUUUUAUUAGACUAAUCAAUUGUUUAUAAUAAAAAUACAUAAGAAUCUCUUGGAUAACGUAGUUUAUUACGUGAUUUUUAUGACAACGAAAGUACACUUAUAUUAUGUUGUGUUCAUUUUACAAAAAUCAUAGUUGGUUUAAUAGUUAAUUUGUUUAAGUUUUAAUGCCCGUUUUACGAUUACUUACAUAAUAUGAGAAAAUUACGUUCUAAAGUGACCAUCUUAUAGUUUUACUUUAUUAAACUUGUAUAUAUCUAAAUGGACAUCAUUACAAUAAUAUUUACACUUUAGAUUUCCGAUACAAUUUUUUCCACACGAAUUCUAUUCGAACAAUACAUAAAUACAAUACAAUAUAUACAAUAAUAUAAAAAGAUUGUUAUUAUUAGAAGCUUAACUUAAAAGAUGUGAAAACGGGCAUUCAAAUAGAAUAUGGCUGGCCAUAGAUUUAUUUUUGCACGCCUUUACAUAAUUUUAAAUCAUAUUUUCUUAAUUUUAUAUACUCAGUAAAGCAUAAUAUUUUUGAAAAAUCGUUCCUUUUAAACCAAAUUAUUUUAAGGAUAUUUCCUAUUUGCUUUUGUGUAACCAAAGCUUGUCACGCGUACCUCCUAUAUUUUAAGAAUAUACAUGUAUUAUUUUAAAUUAUCAAUAAAUAAAUUACAAUUUUA